UUAAACUAAACGAUCACACACACAAAUUGCUUAACAUCUAGCAGCAUACACGAGAUGGGUGAAGUAGGAGCUCGAAACAAGAUGCUGCCACGUCUUGCUGCAACGCUCAUCUGCUUGGUGAGCUUCUGUCCCCGUGUCUGCUCCUUAGCCACACCUGCACUCCACAAUGCUUCCGAAACCGAUAGGCAUGCCCUUCUAUGUCUAAGGUCGCACCUCUCUGACCCUGCUGGAGAAACGAGUCAUUAUCGUUCUGUGAUUGGCGAGGGGUGACAUGCAGUACUGUGCAUGCAGCUCGUGUUGUUUCCCUUCAUCUUGAUUCUUUGAACAUCACCGGCCAAAUAUUUCCUUGCAUUUCUGACCUUCUUUUCCUCCAUGAAACCCACAUGGCAGACAACCAAAUCAAUGGCCACAUACCUCCCGAGAUAAGCCGCCUAACCCAACUCAGGUACCUCAACCUUAGCAUGAAUUCCAUUACAGGGAUGAUUCCAAAUAGCAUAUCGUCAUGCACCCUCCUCGAGGUCAUCGACCUUAGGAUGAAUUCAAUCACGGGGGUGAUUCCGACUACCAUAUCGUCAUGUUCACGCCUCAAGGUCAUAGACCUUAGCAUGAAUUCCAUCACAGGGGUGAUUCCGAAUACCAUAUCCUCAUGUUCGCACCUCGAGGUCAUCCACCUGUGGAACAACUCGAUCGAAGGUGCAAUCCCUCCAGCGCUUGCACAAUGCUCGUCUCUUCGCGAAAUUGUUCUUAGCAAUAACAACCUUAAUGGCAGUAUCCCUCAUGGAAUUGGCUUGCUUCCCAACCUUACAUACCUGUUUCUGCCGAGCAACAAUCUGAAGGGUCCAAUUCCUGAAUCUUUGGGAGGUAGCCCAUUGCUCAAUGUCGUCCUGUCGAAUAAUAGCCUAACUGGUGGAAUUCCACCUCUGCUAGCAAAUUGCUCUUCACUUAACUACCUUGACCUCAUGAGAAAUAGCUUUGAUGGAGAGAUUCCUCUAGGACUCUUUAGUAACCCAUCUCUUGCUAUCUUAGAUCUCUCAUAUAAUCAAUUCUCCGGACCAAUACCAUCUUCCUCACUGAUAGCCUCCCAGCUACAGUAUGUCAGCCUGACAGGAAACAACCUCUCAGGAAAAAUUCCUGACACACUAGGAAACAUUUCUAACCUAUAUUCUUUGACACUUGCUCAGAAUAGGCUGCAAGGAAGCAUUCCGGAGAGUUUAGCUAAGAUUCCGAUUUUGCAAGCACUUGAUUUGUCAUACAACAACUUGUCUGGUGCAGUCCCACCAGCUCUUUACAGAGUCACAUCUCUCACUUAUCUUGGCCUUGGUAACAACCAACUUUCUGGGAGAAUUCCGAUAGAUAUUGCAUACACACUUCCCAGCAUUGAGACAUUGGUCAUGGAAGGAAACCAUUUCGAUGGUCCACUUCCUAUAUCAUUAGUUAACUUAUCCAACCUUCAAGUGCUUGAGCUCCGUGAUAACGCAUUCACUGGUUUGAUUCCUUCUUUCUGGUCCUUGCCCAACUUGAUCCAAUUGGACCUUGGUACCAACCAGUUUGAGGCUGUAGAUUGGAGUACUUUGUCCUCAGUACCAGGCUCUGCCCAGUUGCAGGCAAUUUAUCUGGAUUACAACAAGCUUCAUGGAAAAUUACCUAGUUCCAUGGGAAAUCUUCCAAGAAGCUUACAGAAGUUGUAUCUAUCAGAAAACAGAUUUACUGGGACCAUACCUUCAGAGAUAGCAAAACUCACAAACCUCACAGUUCUUCAACUUGGUGGGAACUUUCUCUCUGGGGGGAUUCCUGACACACUCGGAAACCUCAAGAACUUGUUUCUUCUAGGUUUGUCACGGAACAAACUUUCUGGAAAAAUCCCGCAGUCAGUUGGUAACUUAAAAAAUCUUGGUGAGCUUUAUCUCGAAGAAAACAACUUGACUGGAUCCAUACCUUCAAGCUUAGCAGACUGCCAAAAUUUGGUACUGCUAAACCUCUCAUGCAAUGAUUUCCAUGGGAGUAUUCCACCUGGGCUCAUGUCUAUUUCCACUCUUUCAAAGAGCCUAGAUUUGUCUUAUAAUAAACUCAACGGAUCCAUACCAUCUGAGAUUGGCAGCUUGAUUAAUCUCGACUCCCUUAAUAUUUCCAACAACCAGUUAUCUGGAGAUAUUCCACAUGCAGUUGGUGAGUGCCUUCAUUUAGAAUCGCUUCGACUAGAGGUGAACUUUCUUCGUGGGAGCAUCCCAGAAUCCCUCAUGAGCUUAAGAGGCAUUACUGAGAUGGACCUUUCUCGGAACAACUUGUCCGGCGAAAUCCCAGACUUCUUUGAGUCCUUUGACUCUUUGCAGCUUCUCAAUUUGUCCUUUAACAGCCUUGAGGGAAUAGUUCCAACAGGUGGCGCAUUUAGCAAUUCAAGUAAGGUGUUCAUACAAGGAAACAAGGAUUUAUGUACAAGGUCUCCGAUGCUCCAGUUACCACUUUGCACAUCAGACCCAACCAAAAGAAAGGAAACUUUGCAUAUCAUAUCAAUAGUUGUUCCUCUGGCUGCUGCUGUUGUAGUUCUGAUAUCAGCAGUUGCAACCAUUCUUUUCAAGAAAAGAAAUGAAUUAAGAGAACACAUUUAUCAGUCAAUCAAGGAGUUCAAGAAAUUCUCAUACAAUGAGCUUGCUGCAGCUACCAACAAUUUUUCUUCAGCUAACCAUGUUGGUUCCGGGAGUUUUGGAGUGGUCUAUAAAGGCAUACUAAAGUUUCAGGCGCAGCCAGUUGCUAUUAAGGUGUUCAAACUGGAACAUAUUGGAGCACCAAAGAGCUUCUUUACUGAAUGUGAGGUGCUCAGAAACACCCGCCACCGAAAUCUUAUGCGGGUCAUUAGUCUAUGCUCAAGCUUCGAUCACCUGGGAAGUGAAUUCAAGGCACUGGUUCUUGACUAUAUGGCCAAUGGUAACCUAGAAAGCUGGCUCCAUUCAGAAGUACAUGAAGAAAGACAGAAAAGGCCAUUGAGUCUAGUAUCAAGAGUAAGCAUAGCUACGGACAUUGCUGCUGCCUUGGACUAUCUCCACAACCGGUGCACGCCUCCUUUGGUUCACUGUGAUUUGAAGCCAAGCAACAUCCUUUUGGAUGACGCUAUGGUUGCUCAUGUUAGUGACUAUGGAUUAGCAAAGUUUCUUGGUAACCAUCCUUCAGCAAGUCUUAAUGAUUUGACAAGUAUACAUGGGCCAAGAGGAUCAGUUGGAUAUAUUGCACCUGAAUACGGAUUAGGUUAUGAAAUAUCAACUGCAGGGGACGUCUACAGCUAUGGUAUUAUUCUGCUAGAAAUGCUCACAGGGAAGCAUCCUACUGACGAUAUCUUCAACAAUGGUCUGAACCUUCACAGAUUGGUGGUCUCUGCACUCCCACAAGAUAUUGGUGACAUUUUAGAGACCGGUCUUAUUCCACAUGAUGAACUUGAAGAAACAAACCGCAACACAGAAAGUAAGAAUCACCCAGUGGUCAGAAUGCAGAACUGUAUCAUGCAGUUAGCUAAACUGGGCCUAAAAUGUUCCAUGGACUCACCAAAAGAUCGGCCAAUGAUGCAAGAUGUUUAUGCUGAAAUCAUCACGAUCAAGGAAACAUUUUCAGAAUUGUGGAGUUGA
This is a messenger RNA of Triticum aestivum (bread wheat), 3614 nucleotides long. RefSeq names its product probable LRR receptor-like serine/threonine-protein kinase At3g47570. Gene Ontology annotation, molecular function: protein kinase activity; protein binding; ATP binding. The record is from RefSeq and is a predicted model, not a curated record. Gene Ontology annotation, biological process: protein phosphorylation. The transcript is spliced from 2 exons. The coding region runs from base 384 to 3614 and encodes 1076 amino acids. NCBI's taxonomy places the organism in Eukaryota, Viridiplantae, Streptophyta, Magnoliopsida, Poales, Poaceae.